Closterium sp. NIES-67 is the source of this 952-nucleotide messenger RNA. Lineage: Eukaryota; Viridiplantae; Streptophyta; Zygnematophyceae; Desmidiales; Closteriaceae. The record is from the annotation of a GenBank genome assembly.
UGGAGGAGACAUGAGGACACGACCAGAGCAAGUCUUGAUCUACGAGUUUGUUCCGAAUGGUGACCUUGAGAAGUGGAUCAGCACACAAGCACCCGUUCAUCUCAGCUUGAAGCAGCGGCUGGACAUCCUCAUUGGUGCUGCACGUGGCGUUGAGUACCUCCACAGCUUCAACCUUGUGCAUCGCGACAUCAAACCUGGCAACAUCCUUUUGGGUGCAGACAUGCAGGCCAAGAUUGCAGAUUUUGGGCUUGUGAGGAUGGAAGAAGGCAGCAAUGUGGGCACGACUAGAGUCAUGGGAACUCCUGGCUAUGUGGAUCCGAUCUACUUUCAGACGUCAAAGGCAACCAGCGCCACUGAUGUCUACAGCUUUGGUGUGCUCAUGCUUGUGGUCCUUACCGGACGGAGUCGCCCGCUCUAUACGGAUGAUGGAGAGGUCGACCACAUCCUGUCAUGGAUUCUUGAACUUUGAUUGAACCUUUUGAGAUUGAGUUAAGUUCUCCUCCUACAGCUUACCCCCUAAUGCGUCGAAAGCCAUAGCGUCGCGAAUACUUCAUCAAUCAACGUGAUUCAAAUUGGGAACGGUAGCUGAGAUUAAGAGCUACAACAUAUCCAAGUUUCGCGACAUUCCAACGGCUAGUUUUUCGUCGACGUUGUUUCUUGUGAAGACGACUUUUCUGUCCAGAAUUUCGGAUUUAUAUUUUGAGUAAUUCUAGUUCCUAAGUUCACCUAGACUCCGUCCUUAAUCCUAACAAGUGGUAUCAGAGCUGUAUUAAGGACGUUGAGAGGAGUCUACAGAAGUGUGAAGACCCUUCUAGACCCACCAUGGCCUGUGGGUGUGCCUAAGUGGUGUUCUAAAGGUUGGAUGUGUCUUCCGCUAAGGGAAACUCUGCCGAAAUUUCGUGGACGCCGACACUUGUGAAAAUAUCGAGGGAGCUGAGUGUGGACAGCAAAG